Molecule: messenger RNA, 1616 nt
Organism: Laetiporus sulphureus 93-53
Lineage: Eukaryota; Fungi; Basidiomycota; Agaricomycetes; Polyporales; Laetiporaceae
Product: protein serine/threonine phosphatase 2C
Exons: 3
Coding region: 90-1580 (496 amino acids)
Biological process (GO): protein dephosphorylation
Molecular function (GO): protein serine/threonine phosphatase activity
Source: RefSeq, a predicted model, not a curated record
GCAAACUCCCUUCAACCUUGAGCAGUCCAUUCGAGCUCAAGGUGAUUGACAUUGGACAUGCACGAUUGCUCCAAUCGUAGGACACAAAUAUGUUUGCGAGGCUGCUAACACGACGAUUCCAUUUCUCUCGUACGAGGCGCUAUGUCAGGGCUCCGCCCAGGCUCAGCGCACGGCAAGCUAGCGGAUUGACUCUGAUGAGUGUUUGGGGCGCAGUACUUUCCGUGACGUUUGUCGGGUCCAAAGCGAUUCAUCUGGACAGCUCGGAAGGAGUUCCCAGCAAAAAGCCGUCCCCAUCCGCUCGGUCCCGGACAAUUUCAUAUGCGCAUCUCGAAAGUUCCGUGAACUAUUCCUCCUCGGAGAGCGAUGACGAGUCGUUACAGACAUUCUAUCCGGAUGAAGGUACAGGGAUCUACCGAUACGACACUGUGCAGUUUGUAAGCAACAAGCCGUCCGAAAACGAGCAUGCCGAAGCGAUCCUCCCAGUUCCCUCCGGACACUGGUCUUUCUUCGCGGUAUUCGACGGGCACAACGGACCAGACACCAUUGCAUUCCUCCAUGACAACCUCAUUCUCGCCACGACCGGCGCACUGGCCGAUCUAUACUCAAAUGCCGCCGAAGACCCGACAGCGUUAAAAUCGCAGGUACCGCAGCCAUCUUCCGCAGAAAUCGAGCGAACGAUCAAAGACACGUUCAAGCGACUGGACCACGACAUCGUCCACUGGGCUGCCCAGCGAGCGCUCCUGUCAAACAGCCCUUCUGUGGUUUCUAACCUGCUCGGACCUGCCCACGCAGGAUCUUGCCUCGCAUUCUACGACUCGCACAGCUACGUACUGCACACCGCGCUGACGGGGGACUCGCGCGCCGUUCUGGGUCGCCGCGCUAAGACAAAGAAUGGCGAUAUCAUCUACGAGGCGCACGCCCUCUCCGUAGAGCAGAAUGGGCACAAUCUAGCGGAGGAGUACCGACUCAAUGCCCGCCAUCCGGGAGAGGCCGUCGUGAUGAAUGGCCGCGUCCUCGGCAUGAGUCCGUCGCGCGCCUUUGGCGAUGGGAGGUACAAGUGGGAUUUGGACACCCAACGGCGGCUGAAACGGUCAUAUUUGGAGCCCACGCCUCUCGAGAACGUGAAGACGCCGCCCUAUUUGACAGCAGAGCCGGAGGUUACUUCUUUCGAAGUGAAGCCGGGUGACUUCCUGAUUCUCGGAACUGAAGGGUUGUGGGAAUGCUUAACGAAUGAAGAGGUGGUGGGGCUGGUUGGUAUUUGGUUGAAGAAGCAAAGCGGAGGGGUUACGGAGAGCGCAUCGUCCCCGAGUGUGAAGUCCCAACCAAUUGCCUCGCAGGAACCUCCCGUGAAUUUUGACGGUGAUACCGAGGACGCUUCAGUACGCUACCGUCAAGCGGGUGCUCAAAAGCAAUUUGUCAAUGUUGACCAUAAUGCUGCCACACAUUUGCUCAGGAAUGCACUUGCCAGUGGAGCUAAUUGUGAUCCGGCUACCGCCCGUUUCAGUAUGAAAGCUUCCAGCUCGCAUACACGCUUAGGCGACAUCACCGCUACCGUUGUAUUCUUCACAGAGGCCCAAUGAGGGACUGCCAUCGCUCUCUCAUAUGUUUCAGGUUCU